AUGAUAUACAAGGAUAACCCUAGCUGUAAAAGCUCCUCAGAAGACUCUGUGUGCUCUGCAAGGCGAUUCGUCAAUCUUCCCGCCGAGAUCCUGGAACAGAUUUACCUCAACCUUGCGCUUGGAGACAGGUUACGACUCUUACAGACAUGCUCGACUUUACGUGAGAUGUGGGAAGAAUCUUCGACACUACAGUAUCAGUUCACCUUGGAGACUUGUGCCUACCUUGACAUACCCGAGGGAGGUCACUCUGAUUGGCACCCACCAAACGCGACUGACCCAGCGGAAGGCUCGUCCGGAACAGCUCGAGGCUCAGAUUCUGAUUCAGAGACGGAUGGAAUGCCCGGCGUAUCAUAUGCGGCGGUACGACGAGAUCAAGAUGCCUUGCAUGCGCAAAAUUCAUCAUCUUCUUCCAGCUCGCGGGAUGGUCCUCUGUCAGUCAGGGAGAAGACUGCUCUUCUUAUUGAUAGGGAGAGAAGAUGGUUCGAGCUUGAUCCCUCGACUGAAGAUCGGGUUCGUGUAGAUGGACCUGCUGGCGUAUACGAGCUUCAAGAGGGUGUCUUUUUGAUGUGUAAUGAUUAUUCUCAUCUUGAUGAAGGGCGACCUACGUCCAUUCGCUUGAUCCCCCUUCCAUCGGUUCGAGAUCCCAAGGGAUCGCGAGCUCGGAUCCAGACUCAUAAUCACAAGCUGCCUUUCUCUAUAGCAGACUUGACAAUGGACCCUACGCAGGAUUUGAUCGUCGUCAGCGAGCACAGGACCAUGACGGCCGGAGUUCCCUCUCCUACCCAUCGCUACCAUCUUUUAUCACUAUCCACAUUUGGUCCUCAUCCAGAGGCUGCCAUGCCAGUUCUCGACUUUCCACCCUUCUCUCAAGAGGAAUUACAGACUCGACAGCUUCUGCAGGUCCUAGACGAUGUAUUGGUCGUCCUUGUCUGUCGGUUCGCCGCUCCACCUUGGAUUCUCGCAGGCGUAGGUGCAGCACUUGCCGGUACGACCUCUGAUGAGGAAAUCGUCUGUUGGAAUUGGAAGACUGGAAAGGUACUGGCUCGAAUGCAAUUGCCAGACGAUGGAUGGUUUUCGUCUUUUGCUUUACUCACUCCGACCUCGUUCAUGCUCACUUCGACAUCCAAUAUCUCUCCCGUCUUACCUACAGAACCUCGGUCUAUCGCUUCGGUAUUCCCACCUGUCAUUCAAAUCUUCUCCUUCGCCCCGGAUCCCGAGCGCGAUGUCGUCCCUGUUCAACCUUUGGACUUUGAUUACAUGGACGACACGACUACUCGACCGUUUUUGGUGUGCCAAUUGGAGCUGCCUCGUUUCGCUUCCGGUGUCAUGAUCGGUGCUUUUGACGUCCGACCAGAUCCCGCCUUCACUCCUCGUAAAGGAAAGCCUUUUACGCAGGAUCCAGAGAAAGGCCUACUGGUCUUCGAUAUACAGACCGUCGUGGUUGACGAAACGCAACUUAUUCAUCAGCAUGCCUACGAGCUGUUUGUGUUGAGAGAGACAUUGGUCAAUUUGGCCAAGAAUGGAGAAGCGAGGUUCGAGAGGGCUAGAGAAACGUCCGACAGGUUUUCGCCAUGGCGGCUAGAGGAGAAUUUCUCGUGGGAAGAUUGGGGCGUGACCAACGCAAGAUUAAUGAAUGCUUCUAUGAAGAACAGGGCAUGGGUCUGCUCUUGCUCUGGUUAUCGAUUCAUCUCACUCUCCUCGACGCCAUUAUGGGAUGAUGAAGAUUCCGAGAUCACAGAACAGGGUCGAAGACCUCAACCCAGACGUCGCAAUCUCCGCUUGCUCGACUUCUCUCCGUUUAGUGUUCGCAAAGCACGCAAUGCAGUCGACCAUCCGCCAGAAGUGACAAUCAAAGUGCACGACACGCCCACCGUGCUACGUGGUCACGACUCGUUCGUCAAUGACGUUACUAGCGCUCUACCAUACGUCGAGAUUGUCAGAGAAGCUGGAGUCAGAGCCAAUGGAGUCAUGAUGGAUGAUCAGAGAAUCAUCGCAGUGUCGACUGUGGAUGGAAGGAAUGGAGAUUGGACGAACGUAAGACAGGACAUGACUGUUUACUCGAUGUAA
Messenger RNA from Kockovaella imperatae, 2067 nucleotides. RefSeq lists its product as hypothetical. Gene Ontology annotation, molecular function: protein binding. The transcript has 6 exons. The coding region runs from base 1 to 2067 and encodes 688 amino acids. Lineage: Eukaryota; Fungi; Basidiomycota; Tremellomycetes; Tremellales; Cuniculitremaceae. The record is from RefSeq and is a predicted model, not a curated record.